Messenger RNA from Hyaena hyaena (striped hyena), 5447 nucleotides. RefSeq names its product sterile alpha motif domain containing 9 like (gene SAMD9L). Gene Ontology annotation, cellular component: cytoplasm. Lineage: Eukaryota; Metazoa; Chordata; Mammalia; Carnivora; Hyaenidae. The record is from RefSeq and is a predicted model, not a curated record. Gene Ontology annotation, molecular function: protein binding. The transcript has 3 exons. The coding region runs from base 383 to 5137 and encodes 1584 amino acids.
GGCAGAUCUCACACACCCUCAGAGGAGUCGGCCAGAGAACUUCACAACUUAAUUUCUUGGUUUUCUAAAAAGGGUCUUACAAUCUUAUUUCUCCUGCCCAGCAGGAAAGGAUUAAGAAAACAAAGGUUGAAAUCAACUGCUUCAACUUUCCAGUAUAAAAAGAGGAAGUUUUCAGGAAAAUCCUGAUUCUCAACAAAAAGCAAAACUGGAAAAGGAUCAGAUCUGUUCUGCCUACAUCUGAAUUUCCUCACAAUUGCUUUCCAGGACAAUACUCUUGCAAAGUUUCAAGAAAAGACAACUAAUUUAACAGCUUGAGGUCAAAGUACCUCAUGAAGAACUAUUUUAAGUUGCUGAUAUAAAAAGUAAAAACAGCAAGCUUGAAAUGAGUGAAAAAGUAAAGCUACCUGAAAUGACCAACAACUGGACCAAAGAGCAUGUGAAACAAUGGGUAACCGAAGACCUUAAGGUUGAUGAGAGAUAUGGGCAGAUUCUGCUCAAUGAAGAAGUAACUGGAUUAGUCCUGCAGGAAUUAACUGAGAUGGACCUUAGAGAAAUGGGGCUACCACGGGGUCCAGCACUUGUGAUAAAACGUAAAUAUGACAAACUGAAUAACAUGUACCUUGAAAGUAACAAUCAGGAUUCUGGACAAUUAGAUCAUACAAAACCAUCCCAAGAAGAACACCCAAAAAAGCCACAACAGACGAAAAAGGAAGAUGAGAAAACAGUGUUAUCCAAUUUUAAUCAUGAUCUCAGAGAGACCAGAGAUACCAAAAACCAAGAAUCAAUUCUUACAAAAGAAGAUGCAUUAGAUGAAGGCAAAACCACGGAAGACCAAAAUGAGGAUAAGCUAAAAACUGAACAGUUGACUUGUAUGCCAUAUCCUUUUGAUCAGUUCCAUAAUAGCCAGCGUUACAUAGAACAUAGUAUUCUACAACCUGAAACUGGCCCACUCAAUCUCAUAGACCCAACACAUGAAUUCAAAGCCCUUACUAAUACAGAAGCAGCCACGGAAAAGGACAUUAAGAUGAAAUUUAGCAAUGAAGUCUUCCGAUUUGCAUCAGCUUGUAUGAAUUCACGCACCAAUGGCACCAUUCAUUUUGGAGUCAAGAACAAACCCCAUGGACAAAUCGUUGGUGUGAAAGUCACCAGUAAAGAUGCCUUCAUUGACCACUUCAAUAAUACGAUCAGACAGUACUUUGAAGCUGAGGUCAAUGUAGCCAAGUCGUGCAUUCGGGAACCAAGGUUUGUGGACGUUUUACUGCAGAACAAUACACCAUCUGAUAGAUUUGUCAUAGAAGUAGAUGUUAUUCCAAAACACUCCGUAUGUGAAGAAAAGUAUUUCUUAAUCAGGAUGCAAAGUUGUAAAAAUGAAACGUGGAAACCAAACCAAGAUCUUUCACUGUUUGUGAGAGAUGGGGCCAGCUCUAAGGAUAUCCUGGCCAAUGUCAAGCAACGGGAUAUAGCUUACAAAGAAUUUUUACAAAAUCUAAAGUCCCUAACAGCAUCUAGAAAAGAAGCUGAAGAAGAAUAUGAGGUGAAAGCAAAAAAGAAGGAGAGUGAAGGACAAAAGCUUGUCAAACUUCUCAUAGGCAACCGAGAUUCACUGGAUAAUUCAUACUAUAGCUGGUACAUUCUUGUAACAAAUAAAUGCCAUCCAAACCAAACAAAUAACUUAGAUUUUCUAAAGGAAAUGAAAUGGUUUGCUGUGUUGGAGUUUGAUCCUGAAUCUGUGAGCAAGGGGGUGGCCAAAGCUUACAAAAAAAGCCGAGUUGCAAAUCUUCACUUUCCAAAUCAAUUUGAAGAAAAGACAAAUAACAUAAGGGAGAAAAUUUCUAGUUUGAAUCUUUACCAGCAGCCCAGCUGGAUCUUCUGCAAUGGCAGAUCAGACUUGAAAAAUGAGAGCCAUAAGCCUCUAGAGCCACACUUAUGGCAUAGAGAAAGAGCUUCUGAGGUCAGGAAGCUGAUUUUAUUUCUCACAGAUGAAAAUAUAAUGACAAGAGGGAAAUUUCUGGUAGUGUUUCUAUUACUCUCUCCAGUGGAAAGCCCAGGAGAUCCCAUCAUUGAAACUUUCUGUGCUUUCUACCAAGCUCUCAAAGGAAUGGAAAAUAUACUAUGUAUCUGUGUAAACUCACAGAUUUAUCAACGAUGGAAAGAUCUGCUACAAACAAGACUGACAAUGGCAGAUGAAUUAACAAACCACAGUAUUUCCACUUUAAAUUUAGAACUGAUAAACAGUACUAUUCUUAAACUAAAACCAGUGACUCAGUCAUCAAGAAGAUUUUUGCCUUCCCAUGGAUUUUCUUCCGUUAUCUUAGAGAAAAAGGAAGAGGAUAUCUUGACUGCACUGGAAAUCCUCUGUGAAAAUGAGUGUAAAGACACAGACAUAGAGAAAGAUAAAGCUAAAUUCCAAGAAUUUAAGACCUCAAAAGAGGAACACUUUUAUCGAGGUGGCAAAGUAUCCUGGUGGAACUUCUAUUUUUCUUCUGAAAACUAUUCUUCAGCUUUUGUCAAAAGGGAUAGUUAUGAAAAGCUUAAAGAUCUGAUACAAUGCUGGGCAGACUCUCCUAAACCAGUAUUUGCAAAAAUUAUUAAUCUCUAUCAUCAUCCAGGCUGUGGGGGUACUACAUUAGCUAUGAAUGUCCUCUGGGACUUAAAGAAAAACUUUAGAUGUGCUGUGUUAAAAAACAAAACAACUGAUUUUGCAGAAAUUGUAGAACAAGUGACCAAACUGAUUACCUAUAAGGCAACCAGCUAUGAAGACUACUUUCCUGUACUUCUCCUUGUGGAUGAUUUUGAAGACCAAGAAAGUGUUUAUGUCCUACAGAAUGCCAUUGAUUCCAUUUUAGCAGAGAAGGGCUUGAGAUAUGAAAAGACACUGGUAAUUAUCCUCAACUGCAUGAGAUCCCAGAAUCCUGAUGAGACUGCAAAAUUAGCAGACAGUGUUGCACUAACCUACCAACUUUCUCCCAAGGAACAAAGAGCUUUUGAGGCUAAACUGGAAGAAAUUGAAAAGGAACACAAGAACUGUGAAAACUUUUAUUCCUUCAUGAUCAUGAAAAGCAAUUUUAACAAAAACUAUAUAGAAAAGGUAGUCAGGAAUAUCCUAAAAGGACAGAAUGUUGACAGCAAGGAAGCACAACUCAUCUCUUUCCUGGCUCUACUCAACUCUUAUGUUACUGAUUCUACAAUUUCAGUGUCACAGUGUGAAAUAUUUUUGGGAAUCAUAUACACUAGUACACCCUGGGAACCUGAAAGCCUAGAGGACAAGAUGGGAGCCUAUUCUACACUUCUAAUAAACACAGAAGUUGCAGAUUUUGGGAGAUACAUAGGUGUGCGCAUCAUUCAUCCUUUGAUUGCCAUUUCCUGUCUGAAAGAACUGGAAGAAAGCUAUAAUUUGACUAAAUGUCAAAUUGCAUUGAAGAUCUUAAAUGAGAAUUUAUUCUAUAUUUCUGGAAUAGGAAGAGAAAAAUUUCAACAUGAUGUGCAAACUCUUCUGCUUACAAGACAGCGCAAGGAGUAUGGAGAUGAAACAGAUACUCUGUUUGCCCCGUUAAUUGAAGCUUUAAAGAACGAAGAAAUUGAAAAGGUUUUGGAGGCAGGGAGUAUUCGAUUCCCACAAAAUGCAUUCAUUUGUCAGGCCUUAGCAAGAUAUUUCUACAUUAAAGAAAAGAAUUUUAACAUUGCUCUGGAUUGGGCAAAUCAGGCCAAGAAGAGAGCAUCUAAAAAUUCCUAUAUCUCAGAUACACUUGGUCAAGUCUACAAAAGUCAAAUCAAAUGGUGGUUGGAUGAAAAGAAGAACUCCAAGGAUAUUACUGUUGAUGAUCUAACAUAUCUCCUGGAAGCUGCUGAAAAUGCCUCAAGAGCUUUCAAAAUAUCCCAAGAGCAAACUGAGAGGAAAGGUUAUGAAAGAGAGGGCUGGGCACCACAGAAGUUUCAAAGAAAAUAUGACACGUACAACACAGCCUGUUUCUUGGGUGAAAUUGAAGUUGGUCUUUACACUAUUCAGAUUCUCCAGCUCACUCCCUAUUUCCUCAAAGAAAGUGAAUUAUGUAAAAAAGCCAUGGUAGAAUUUUUAUCAGGAAAGGGAAUUACUCCCAUAAAUCCAAAAUGUGAAUAUUAUUUCGCUCUUAGCAAGUUCACACCCUACUUACAAAAUUUACAAUCAGAUUUGAAAAGGUGCUUUGACUUCCUUAAUGAUUAUAUGGUUCUUCUGGAAAUGAGGAACGCCCAAAAAGAAAUAGUUGAAAUCUCAUUAAGCAAAAAAGUCACUCGUUAUUUCAAGAAAUACAUGCAACUUUUCUGCCAUUUGGAUCUCAGUUCACUAGAGGGCAAAGAGAGUCCGUUUCUCCAAGAAGAGAAAUGCAGGAAAGGCUUAGAAGCUUUGAGAGCAGAUAGGUUUUCUGGACUCCUGGAAUAUCUUAAUCCCAAUCACAAAGAUGCUGCAAACAAUAUGGAAAAUAUAGUGAACAAUUAUUCUUUCCUACUGAAGCAAAACCCAAGUAAACAGAUGACAAAGGAGAAACUAAAUUUCAUUUUAGCCAACAUUAUUCUUAACUGUCUAAAACCCCACUCCAAAUCCAUUCAACCACUUACCACACUGAAAAAACAGCUCCGAGAAGUGUUGAGAGUCACAGUAGUAAGUCAUCAAUGUCCAGAUUCUUAUUUUUUGGCCUGCCUUCUGUUCUGGCCAGAUAACCAAGAGCUAGAUGAAGAUUCCAAACUAAUGGAAAAGUAUGUUUUAUCCUUAAACAGAACCUUCAAGAGACAGUACAGGAGCAUGUGCAGGUCCAAGCAGGCAAGCACAUUUUUUUAUCUGGGGAAGAAGAAGGGUCUCCACAGUCUUGUUCACAAGGCCGAGAUAGAGCAAUACUUCAGCAAAGUACAAAAUAUAAAUUCCCUUGGGCAGAGUGGUGACGUUUGGAAAAAAAAAGAAGUCAAAGACCUCCUGUGUCGUCUAACUGGUCAGGCUGAAGGCAAGCUAAUCUCUAUGGAAUAUGGAACGGAGAAGAAAAUUAAAAUACCAGUAACACCUGUUUAUUCAGGUCCACUCAGAAGUGGUGGGAACAUAGAAAGAGUAUCCUUCUACCUAGGAUUUUCCAUGGAAGGCCCUCUGGCAUAUGACAUAGAAGUAAUAUAAGAAAACAUAUUAACUCAAAUAUGUUUAUUCAUCUCUCUCUCUCUGAUUUUAUUCCCUCUCUCCAUUCCCAUGGCAUUUUAAUAACAUUAUUGGCUAAUCUGCAAUCACGGAUUCUGCAUUUAUCUCCCUGAAUGUAUUGCAAAGCUUUUCGAAGGCAUUAAGUAUAUCUAUACAGAAUUUGGUACACAGCAGAGUUGACUGUUCAGUGUUUUAAAUACACAUUUCAGAUGUAUAUUCAGUUGGUAUCCACUGGUCACAUCAUAACUGUCUAUAGGUCAAUAAAAUCUGUUUUGAUUAUAUCACUCAUGAA